AUGGGUAUUCCCGCUGCCUUUAGAUGGCUAUCUAACAAAUAUCCCAAAAUCAUUUCACCAGUGAUUGAACAAACGCCGAUUGUCACCGAAGAUGGCAUCACGAUCCCCGUCGACACCACGCAGCCCAAUCCUAAUGGGGAAGAGCUGGACAACCUAUAUUUGGACAUGAAUGGAAUUGUCCAUCCAUGCUCCCAUCCAGAGGAUAGGCCAGCACCAGCUGACGAGGAGGAAAUGAUGCUCGAGGUUUUCAGAUACACGGAUCGUGUGGUGAACAUGGUUCGCCCACGAAAGAUUCUAAUGAUUGCUGUUGAUGGAGUUGCGCCAAGAGCCAAGAUGAAUCAACAGCGAUCGCGACGAUUUCGAUCGGCCCAGGAAGCCAAGGAAAAGGAAGAAGACAAGCAAGCGCUGAUCGAACUCCUCAAGCGUCAAAAUGGUGGCACAUUCGAAGCUGCGGACUCGGAGACGGUCGUCAAGAAGGCUUUUGACUCAAACUCCAUCACCCCAGGCACCCCAUUCAUGGAUAUCCUCGCCUUGAGUUUGCGGUAUUGGUGCCAGUACAAGCUGAACACAGAUCCAGCAUGGGCUAAGCUUAAAAUCAUCAUAUCUGAUGCUACUGUGCCCGGUGAAGGUGAACAUAAGAUCAUGAAUUUUGUCAGAUCUCAACGCACUUCUCCAAACUAUGACCCCAACACCCGCCAUGUUAUUUAUGGUUUGGAUGCCGAUCUCAUCAUGUUAGGACUUGCCACGCACGAGCCUCACUUUCGAGUCCUACGUGAAGAUGUCUUCUUCCAAGAUGGCAAGAAUAGGGCGUGUAAGCUGUGUGGCCAAAAAGGACAUGAGGCGAAUAAUUGUCGUGGAACCGCUAAACCAAACGAUGAUCCUGCUGCUGCUGACGAAAAAAGCAAAGGCCUUCAGAGCCCCGUCCAAAAGCCUUUCAUUUGGCUGCACGUUUCUGUGCUGAGAGAGUAUCUCGCGGCCGAGUUGGCUGUGCCCGAUCUUCCUUUCAGAUUUGACCUAGAGCGGGCCAUUGACGAUUGGAUCUUCAUGUGCUGCUUUGUAGGUAACGACUUUUUACCUCACCUGCCUGCUCUUGAGAUUCGAGAGCAUGGAAUUGAUACUUUGACCACAAUCUGGAAGACGAAUUUGCCAUCCAUGGGCGGUUAUGUCACCAAAGAUGGCCAUAUUGACUUAGCGAGGGCGCAAGUCAUACUUGACGGCCUUGCAAGCCAGGAAAAUGCAAUUUUUAAGCGAAGAAAAGAGCAGGAAGAUCGUCGAGAGGCCUCUAACAAACGAAGAAAGCUGCAAAAUGAAGGUUAUGCCAGAAAUGGACAGCAUGGCUCUUCUAAAAUUGAUGGACACGCCGAUCCUACCAAAGGGCUGCACCUUUUCCCUAUUGCUGCAUCACAAACCGCAAAUUCGGCUAUUAACAUGACGCACGAUAUGAUUGUCAGCCGCAAUGCGACUCAAGAUGUGACGUUAGCCAACAAGGGCGCGGCCAGCGUAAUGCGAGAUCGACUGCGGGCUGAUACUAGCAAGAACGAGGAUACCUCUACCGCGGCGGCAAAUAUUACUCAGCCUCUACCUUCGUCCCUGGGAAAGAGGAAAGCUAUGGACUCCGACGACACCGCUGAUGCCACUCCAGCUGAAUCGCCCAGCGUCAAACCCUUGGCACCUACAGAGGUAGAACCGGUUGAUAACGUGCGCCUAUGGGAGGAUGGCUAUGAAGAUCGCUACUACCAGCAAAAGUUCCACAAAGAUCCACAGGACAUUGACUUUCGCCACAAGGUGGCACAGGCAUACGUCGAAGGGCUGGCUUGGGUAUUGCUCUAUUACUUCCAAGGAUGUCCGUCUUGGGAGUGGUACUAUCCUUACCAUUAUGCCCCGUUUGCUGCUGAUUUUAAAGACCUCACCAAGAUGGAAAUUGCUUUCGAAAAGGGGCGAAUUUCGAGGCCAUUCGAACAGCUGAUGAGCGUCUUGCCGGCGGCAUCCCGCCAUGCUCUCCCCACAGUCUUCCAUGAACUGAUGUUACAAAAAGACAGUGAGAUCAUCGACUUCUAUCCAGAGGAGUUCCAAGUCGACUUGAACGGGAAGAAGAUGGCAUGGCAGGGAGUCGCUCUACUUCCAUUUAUUGACAUGCCACGACUCCUCAAGGCUGUUCAAGGCAAAUAUCACUUACUAAGCCCAGAAGAUGUUGCACGAAACACAGUGGGAAAAGACGUCCUGCUAUUGUCUGAUAACCAUGAUGGACUCUAUGACGACAUCCUAACCAAUUUCUAUUCAAAGAAGCAGGACCGUUUAAGACUCAGUAUUAAUACGAAAAACAGCAACGGCUUAGCAGGAGAAAUAGAAAAGCAAGAAGACAAGGUUCCCCAUGGGUCUUUGAACUAUCCCCUGGAGCGACGAUCUAUGCCGGAUCUAGAUUACGAUCAUUCAAUUAGCGUUUAUUAUGACAUGCCGCAGGUAACCCAAACUCAUAAAUCAAUGCUACUACGCGGAGUGCGAAUGCCGGCACCUGUUUUGACUAGGAGCGACAUUGAAAUACUGCGAGGAAAGGGAAAUCGAGGAGGUCGCGGCAACUAUGGAGGAUCAUUUAGGAAUAACCAAGGUCGGAAUGGGCCUGGCUACGCUGGUGGGUACAGAGAUUCGCGAGGAUCUCAUACCGGGCACUACAGGGACAACCAACGCUACGAUUCACACAAUUCCCACCAUGGUAUGCCUCAGCAUGGGAGGUGGCAACCUCCAGCUGGGCCAGGGUUUGAUCCAAGAGCUAGCUCCUUUGCAGCUCCGAAUAUGCAGCACCAACCGCAGCAAGGUUGGCAUGGGAAUAGACCCGAGUAUGGCCACCAGGGCCACCAGGGAAGACACGGAGGAGACUAUGGAGCGCGGCCUCCUCACGGUAAUCAGUGGCGCGGCCGUGGUCAUCAAUGA
This is a messenger RNA of Trichoderma gamsii, 2928 nucleotides long. RefSeq names its product 5'-3' exoribonuclease 2. The coding region runs from base 1 to 2928 and encodes 975 amino acids. NCBI's taxonomy places the organism in Eukaryota, Fungi, Ascomycota, Sordariomycetes, Hypocreales, Hypocreaceae. Gene Ontology annotation, biological process: nuclear-transcribed mRNA catabolic process. The record is from RefSeq and is a predicted model, not a curated record. Gene Ontology annotation, cellular component: nucleus. Gene Ontology annotation, molecular function: zinc ion binding; RNA binding; 5'-3' RNA exonuclease activity. The transcript has 3 exons.